Molecule: messenger RNA, 696 nt
Organism: Plasmopara halstedii
Lineage: Eukaryota; Oomycota; Peronosporomycetes; Peronosporales; Peronosporaceae
Exons: 1
Coding region: 1-696 (231 amino acids)
Source: RefSeq, a predicted model, not a curated record
AUGAAGGUCAAAGGUUCAUUCUUUCGCAUGAAAAUGCUCACUAAAAUGACAAACGCUGCACGCAAGGUGUGGAAAGCUGUGGUCAGAUACACGGCUAAGCCUCUGCUUUGUCAAGGAGUAGGUAGCGACAUGGCUAUGGCCAGAAAUUCUCGACGAGAAGAGUUCAAGGAUGCAACCAAAAUCGGAUCGAAGAAGCAGCAGCACAUUGCAUUCGACGACAUGUGCAAACUGGUGAAGCCAGAUACCGCACCGCUGUACCCUAUUCCAGCAUCUCCAAGGUGUCAGGUGGUGGCACUCGCAAAUUGGGAGACAGCUCCAACAUUUGCUCUCGACGAUCAUUCGACCCAUGAUGUUUUAAGGGCGAGUGCUGACAAUUUGCUCAACAAGUGUAACCCUUUUCUAUCGGGCAAGCACAGAGCAAAGAGUGAAGAUCUCGCAUCUGAAGCGCAUACAGUGUCGACCGAUUGCUCAACGAAUCAAGAGAGAGAUGUUGUCGAAUCGAACGUUGUCAAAGAAGACGUUGAGAUCAAAGAAACUCGUGAAUCCACAAGGAAGCUUGCUGACUUUGCUAGAGAGCACAAUUAUGCGAGCCUGAUUCAUCAGUUCGAAAACAUGUCAGUACAAGCAUAUGCAGAGGAGCACAAUUCUCACUGGGAUUGCGUUGGAUACGGACGUUGGGUCAAGUGCACGGAGUGA